AUGGCGCAAAAAACGACGCUCAAAGAGUUCGAGGCCGUGUACCCGAAGCUCGAGGAAGACAUCCUCGACCAUGCGCGCUCGUACAACCUGCCGCAAGCCGAGCUCGACUGGCUCAAGAAGAACCUCGAGGUCAACCCGCUGGGCGGUAAAUGCAAUCGCGGCAUGUCCGUCCCCGACUCGGUCUCCAUCCUCCUCGGCAGGCCCCUCGAUGAGCAGGAAUACUUCCAGUCGGCGACGCUCGGCUGGAUGACGGAGCUGCUCCAAGCCUUCUUCCUCGUCUCCGACGACAUCAUGGACAGCAGCAUCACCCGCCGUGGACAGCCUUGCUGGUACCGUCAAGACGGCGUGGGCAUGAUCGCCAUCAACGACGCCUUCAUCCUCGAGUCCGGCAUCUACAUCCUCCUCAAGAAGUACUUCCGCUCCCACCCCGCCUACGUCGACCUCCUCGAGCUCUUCCACGAGACGACGCUCCAGACGGAGCUCGGCCAGCUCUGCGAUCUCCUCACGGCGCCCGAGGACAAGGUCAACCUCGACAACUUUUCCAUGACAAAGUACCAGUUCAUCGUCAUCUACAAGACGGCCUACUACUCCUUCUACCUCCCCGUCGCCCUCGCCCUCCACCAGCUCAAUCUAGCAACUCCCAAGAACCUCAAGCAGGCCCAGGACAUCCUCAUCCCCCUCGGCGAGUACUUCCAGAUCCAGGACGACUACCUCGACAACUUUGGCCUUCCCGAGCACAUCGGCAAGAUCGGCACCGACAUCAAGGACAACAAGUGCUCCUGGCUCGUCAACCAAGCGCUCGCCAAGUCGACGUCCGAACAGCGCCAGAUCCUCGAGGACAACUAUGGCCAGAAGGACGAUGCCAAGGAGGCCAUCAUCAAGAAGCUCUACGACGACAUGGAUCUGAAGGGGUGCUUCGAGAUCUUUGAGGAAAAACGCAAGAAGGAGAUCGACACCAUGAUCGAGAACGUCGACGAGAGUGACGGCCUCAAGAAGGAAGUCUUCAAGGCCUUCCUCGACAAGAUUUUUAAGCGAACCAAGUAG
Messenger RNA from Drechmeria coniospora, 1044 nucleotides. Its product is annotated as Farnesyl pyrophosphate synthetase. The record is from RefSeq and is a predicted model, not a curated record. Gene Ontology annotation, biological process: trans, trans-farnesyl diphosphate biosynthetic process. Gene Ontology annotation, molecular function: dimethylallyltranstransferase activity; (2E,6E)-farnesyl diphosphate synthase activity. NCBI's taxonomy places the organism in Eukaryota, Fungi, Ascomycota, Sordariomycetes, Hypocreales, Ophiocordycipitaceae. The transcript is spliced from 2 exons. Bases 1 to 1044 code for a protein of 347 amino acids. Gene Ontology annotation, cellular component: cytoplasm.